GCUCCCGGGUUGUUUCUGUUUGCAGUCUGCGGAGGAGAUGCUCCGGGAGGCCGAGUGCGGGAAGCAGGAGGACGGUUAGAAAGCGGGCGGCGCAGCGUGGGGCCCGGGCCGGGCGGCCGGGCCGCAGCCAGACCAUGAUCUACACCAGGCACUGGGGGGAACGGUUCUUGAACCUGCGGGUGCCCCCCGCCGGUGUGUUCGCUGUGGCCUUCCUGGCCCGGGUCGCCCUGGUUUUCUACGGUGUCUUCCAGGACCGGACUCUGCUGGUGCGGUACACCGACAUCGACUACCAUGUGUUCACGGACGCCGCGCGUUUCGUCACGGAAGGGCGCUCGCCUUACCUGAGGGCGACGUAUCGCUACACGCCGCUCCUGAGUUGGCUGCUCACUCCCAACAUCUACCUCACCGAGCUCUUCGGCAAGUUUCUCUUCAUCAGCUGCGAUCUCCUCACCGCCUUCCUCUUAUACCGCCUGCUGCUGCUCAAGGGGCUGGGGCGCCGCCAGGCCUGUGGCUACUGCGUCUUCUGGUUGCUUAACCCCUUACCUAUGGCGGUGUCGAGCCGGGGCAACGCCGACUCCAUCGUGGCCUCCCUGGUGCUCACGGCCCUGUACUUAAUAGAGAAGCGGCUGAUCGCGUGUGCCGCGGUGUUCUAUGGCUUCGCGGUGCACAUGAAGAUGUAUCCGGUCACUUACAUCCUCCCCAUAGCGCUCCACUUGCGGCCCGAGCGCGAAAGCGACGAGAGUCUCCGGCAAGCCCGCUACUCGUUCCAGGCUCGUCUGUACGACUUCCUGAGGAGGCUGUGUAGCUGGGCGGUGCUGCUCUUUGUCGCGGUGGCGGGACUCACGUUUUUUGCCCUGAACUUCGGUUUUUACUAUAAAUACGGUUGGGAGUUUUUGGAGCACACCUACCUCUAUCAUCUGACCAGGAGGGACAUCCGCCACAACUUUUCACCCUACUUCUAUAUGCUGUACUUGACGGCAGAGAGCAAGUGGAGUUUCACCCUGGGCAUUGCCGCGUUCCUGCCUCAGUUCAUCCUGCUUUCAGCCGUGUCCUUUGCCUAUUACAGAGAUCUGGACUUCUGUUGUUUUCUUCACACAUCCAUCUUUGUGACUUUUAACAAAGUUUGCACCUCUCAGUACUUCCUUUGGUACCUCUGCCUUCUGCCUCUGGUGAUGCCACUAGUGAGAAUCCCUUGGAGAAGAGCCAUAGCCCUCUUGAUGUUGUGGUUUAUAGGACAGGCCUUGUGGCUGACUCCCGCGUAUGUGCUAGAGUUUCAAGGCAAGAACACCUUCCUGUUUAUUUGGUUAGCGGGUUUGUUCUUUCUUCUGAUCAACUGUUCCAUCCUGAUUCAGAUUAUUUCCCAUUACAAGGAGGAACGCCUGAUAGAGAGGAUCAAAUAUGACUGACGUGCGUUCUGGAUCUUCUGCAGCUUCUGUUACAUUCUGAUCAUUCUGUAUGGACUGGGAAAGCUUUGCAAGUUUUUCCUCCCUGAACAUUCUGAGGACUCUAGUGAACGUUCCCGCGUUCCAAUAGAAAUGAAAACCAGUGUUGGCCUUCUAUGUAAAGGGGACCCAAUAAUUGAGGUCCAAGUCUCAUCUGCUUGAGAGAAAGGUCCUUGUCUGACAGUCGGAAAGCUGAUGAAGCUAGAAGAUGCUCACAUUUUUUUGAACAGUAGAAAAGUCGACAUAAGGUCCCUAGCAGUGUUUGUCCCUGUCCCACUGGGCCACUGUUGUCCCUUCAGCCCCCACCUUUCCUUUCUGCCGUGGUGACAGCUGUGAACAUUUACAGAGUUCCCAAAGUACAACAUUUUUACAUAUACAAUAUUAACACUACCAUGUGUGGUCGGGAAAGUUUGAAAUUUUUGUAUUGGGGCUUAGAGAUAAACAGUCCAAAGAAUUUAAAUUGUGAUCAUGUAUUUGUUUUGUAAUUUAGUUUUUCAGCAUUAGUACCGUUGGUUCGUGUGCAUCCUGAGGGCUCACUGGUCUGGACUAAAGAAGAGUUACCCAGGGAUGUGAGGAAGUGCAGAAACCAGCUUUGCUGGGUAGGUGCAGAGAUGCGGCCUUGCUGGGCAGGUGCUUUCUCUUACCACUGUGACAUUUCCUGGGGGAAAGUACUUUCUCAGCUGUAUGAAUAAGCAUCCAAAAAUAUUGUUAGAAAAGCUAGAGCCCAUCUAAGCUGAGGCUUCCUAACGUUCAAAGAUCUAGCAGCAGAUAGUAUGAUUUUGUGAUCAUGAUUUAAGAAAACCAGUAAAUUGUUUUCCAGACUUAAAAACACAACAAAUUUCUGAAAACAAAUACUCCUCCAGAAAAGUUGUUAUGUCAAGGCAAGCCUAAAAAGCAUUUGAGGGUAAAUAUUUAUAGGCAGGUCAUAAUUAGAAGUUCUAUUACUGGCAGCAUUUCUUUGCUGGAUUUCUUUUGGGAUUUGCUCUUAGAGGAAUAGGUGGCUUUUCUGUGGCUGUCUGUGUAGGAAAGCAGUCAGUUGUAGGAAACAUGACUUUUCCUAUAACGUCAAUUCCAUAUGCCUCGCUAGCUCAUUACUUGACAGCUCAUUGUUUAAGACAGUUUAAGAAGUGACCUUUCCAAUUCCAGCACAUGAACUUUUUAAAAUUAUUAUUAUGGGGCUUGAAAGCUGGGCCUCAAGCAUUCUAGGCACGCACUCCCACUGAGCUAUGUACCAACUCCAAGGGGAUUUGUAGCGUGAAAGCUUUGCGGAAGGAAAGUGUAGUUUGUGUUUGUAGAGGCCUGACUUUUGUCGUUAGACAGUCUUAGUCCAGGCUGGCCUCAGACUGACUUCAUAGGCCAAAGUAACCUCUAACUCCUGAUCCUCCCUCACACUGCUACCUCCCAAGAGCUGAGAUCACAGUCCUGUGACACUGUGCCUGGCUCAGAGAUUCUUUAUCAAGGAAAUGCAAGUGUUUCUUAAGAUAUUUUGCAGUUUAUCUGCUGCAAAUACUUAUUUCUUAUUACUUGUUCUAUGUGUAUGGGUGUUUUGCAUGUAUGUCUGUGCACCAUGCGCAUUCCUUGUGCCCAAAGAUCCCAGAAGAGGGCAUCGAUUUCCUAGAACUAGAGUCACAGCUGGUGAUAGCCACCAUGUGGGAGUCUUCUGGAAGAGCAGCCAGUGCUCCUAACCACUGAACCAACUCUCGAGCUCCCUGGUGCAAAAUAGUUAAAAGUUAAAUGGAGAAAUGGUUUGAUCUGGUCUCUUGGAUUUUACUUUUGCAUUGCAAGUUUUAAACUUUUUAUUUGGGGAAGAGGCACAAAUACCAUGGCCUGCGUAUGGAGAUCAGAUGCACCUGAGACGGCAGAGGAAAACUUGUGCUAGUCGACUGUCCUCUUUCCACUGCUGGCCCUGGGAUCAGACUUGGGUUGUCAGGCCUGUCAGCAGGUACCUUUUCACACUGAGCUGUUGAUUGCUUUGGCUACUUUUCACUGAUACCUGUUGUUUCCCGAUUAGUCCUUGAGUAAUACAUUAAAAUUGUAUGGCUCUUUGGCUUA
Messenger RNA from Microtus oregoni (creeping vole), 3494 nucleotides. It is a transcript of the gene Pigm, whose product is annotated as phosphatidylinositol glycan anchor biosynthesis class M. NCBI's taxonomy places the organism in Eukaryota, Metazoa, Chordata, Mammalia, Rodentia, Cricetidae. The coding region runs from base 135 to 1406 and encodes 423 amino acids. The transcript has a single exon. Gene Ontology annotation, biological process: GPI anchor biosynthetic process. Gene Ontology annotation, molecular function: GPI mannosyltransferase activity; alpha-1,4-mannosyltransferase activity. The record is from RefSeq and is a predicted model, not a curated record. Gene Ontology annotation, cellular component: glycosylphosphatidylinositol-mannosyltransferase I complex; membrane.